This is a messenger RNA of Temnothorax curvispinosus, 1640 nucleotides long. RefSeq names its product zinc finger protein 25-like. The coding region runs from base 216 to 1262 and encodes 348 amino acids. The transcript has 5 exons. Lineage: Eukaryota; Metazoa; Arthropoda; Insecta; Hymenoptera; Formicidae. The record is from RefSeq and is a predicted model, not a curated record.
UGCAAUGGGGUCUCCUAACCUCGCAACUGCGGCGAUUUUAUCAAGUCGGGGGCUAAGAGUUUUUGUACUAAAUAACGUAAAUUGCAGGGUUGAAUUGAAUACUAUUUAUAUGCUGCGUAGAUCGAGUUUUGCUGAGAUUAGUGAAAGGACAUUCCCCCAUGUGAUUCUCUGAUAACUGUUUCAAUUGGAAAGGUAUUGGUUGAAACGACAUCGAGAUGGGUCAAAUAGGAGAACAGGAUAGCAAUAACGUUGUGUUAGAUCUCCAGAGCAAACAUGACAGUAACAUCCAAAACAAGAAGCAGAAGGAGGAGAAGAAGUAUAAAUGUGAUUAUCCUGACUGCAAUGCUGUGUUUUUACGACCUAAUAGAUUGGAGAGGCACAUAAGAUCGCAUACUGGAGAGAAACCUUACAAGUGUAGCCAUCCAGAAUGUACAAAAUCGUAUACAAAUUCCUCUCAUUUAAAAAGGCAUUUGGAAACGCAUAAUGCUGUGAAGAAAGUUUACACAUGCACGGAAUGUUCAAUGGGAAUGAGAAGCUUACAGGGUUACAAACGUCAUUAUAAGCAGACCCACAGCGAGAAGAGGAUCUCCUGCAAGGAAUGCAACGCGACUUUCAACAAGAAGCAUCAGCUUGUCACGCAUCAAGCUUCUGAGCACUCAAUAAUGCCUAUAGUCUACAAGUGUGAUAGGUGCAACAGAAGUUAUCUGAAUCGCGGUAGAUUUAAUCGGCAUCAAAAGACACACGAGAAGCGUUGUCCAGUACCUGGAUGCUCAGAGGUGUUUGAUAAAUGGACGCUUCUGUGUGAACAUAGAAGAACAAACCAUAAAGAUCAUAAAUGCGACACUUGCGGCAAAGUAUUUCGUAGUAAAGCAAGACUAAUUUUACACUGCAAGAUACAUUCUGAAGACAGAUUGGUUUUUCCGUGCCCAUACGACACGUGUCAUAGAUUUUACUUUUAUAAAUCUAAUUUGGACGAGCAUGUGAGAACUAGUCAUCUCGGAAAGAAAUUUUACUGUGAUAUAUGCUCCGUGGGAUAUACGUCGAAGCGAUGGUUGAUAGCACAUAUUAAGCGUCAUUACGAACCCAAGAAGAAGAAAAAGAAAAAUAGAGAACCACGAAAGAAACGGAAAGAUGUUGGUGUACCAAAGAGAAGCGUGGUGUCUGCCUUAAUUGGAGUGGAUUUGCCAUAUUCUUUAGAAAAAAUGAUAAGGGAGCGAGAAACCAUGAUAAACGAAACAGUGACAACAACGGAAGCAUCUUGAUAAAUACCCAAACGAUAUAGAAAAAUCUAUAGAUUCAUUAUGUCUCUAUUACAAUAAAAUUAACGAUGUAACAUUUGUUAUUAAAUUCCGAUGUAACAUUUUCUAACGAAUAUUCUAAUUAGGAUAAAUCUAAUCUUGCAUUUGUUUUUAUAUUUUCAUUCUUUCUCUAUUAUUUUCAAAUCAAAUGGUGAAAUAAAGAGGCUCAAGAAUAAACAAAAAAAAAAUACUCUUACAUAAAAUAAAUAAUAUUUACAUCAGUAAACUUGGUAAGCUGGCGCCCGAUGCCUCUCCCAGGCCUCCUCCUCUCGAGUUGUCAGCUCCCUCGAUGCGACACUUUCUAUGUCGUUAUCUUCUGAAACAUAAAUAAAUAAUUUGAUA